AUGUCCGGACGUCCAAUUAUACUCCGGUUAUCGAAUACUGGAGAACCAGUCAAUAACACUGCUGUAAAGAAUGGAGUAUUGAUAUUACCAAGUGCUGCACUCCCCAAAGAUUACAAGAAGGGUGAUGUUUUGUUUAAUUUACACCUUACAUUGAAUGCAGCUUCAGCUGUGUCUAAUAAUGGAACAAUUUUCACGAAUGUUCCUCGGGAAUAUUCAACAGAAUUCGAUAGAAAUAAAUUCUAUGAAUAUCCCCUUGAUACUUCUUUCCAUAGGGAUAUCUUAGUGAACAUCGCAAUUUUGAAGCCGGGAAGUUACUGUUACUAUAUUUGCUACGAGGAUAAAGAACAAAGAAAACAAACAACAGAAAAGUUUUAUUUCGUUGUGCCACCUAAUUUGACUAUUGGAGAUGAAUAUGUUCCCUUUAACAAUAUAAACAUUCAGUCGGUUAUUUCAAAGUGGAUUGGACCCUUAGACAAGUGGGAUUCAAUAUUUGAGGAUAUUUCGAAGAAGGGUUAUAAUAUGAUCCACUUUACUCCAUUGCAAGAGAGGGGUAUUUCAAACUCUCCAUAUUCUAUCUAUGAUCAAUUAAAAUUCGACCCUAACUUAUUCAAAAGCAAUGAUGAUGCUACUAAAUUUUUGAAGGAAUUAUUGGCAAAAAAUAAUUUGUUGUCUUUGACUGAUGUUGUGUUAAACCACACUGCUGAUAACUCUGAGUGGAUUAGAGAAUAUCCUGAUGCAGGUUACAACAUAGAAAACUCUCCUCAUUUGCAAUCAGCUAUUGAGUUAGACGAAAAGUUACUCGAAUUCUCUGAUAAAUUAGAUGAAUUUGGUUUACCAAAAGAUAUCAAAACACAGGAAGACUUGAAUGCAAUUGCUGAUGGAAUUGUAAAUCAUGUUGUAAAUCCCUUAAAAUUAUGGCAAUAUUAUGUUUUUGAUAAACAAGAAACCAUUGAGGCUCUUGAAAACGCUUACGGAAACGGGAAUUCAAAUAUUUCCCCGGGCGAAAUUCCUUCUGAGAUUGAUUCAAACAGUAUCAAGCAAUUGGCAAAGUUCGUUGUAGAGACGUGUAAUACCAGAGGUAAAGUAAUUUUAGAAGAUAGAUUUGGUAACAAAUUAGACUCAACUAAGUUUUUGGCUGUAUUGCUUGCUUUGCCUUCCAAUGAUGCCAGCUUUGAGACAAUUUCCAGUAAGGCUGUUUCAAUUAUCGAUGAAAUCAACGUGGACUUGUAUGCUACUUACGACGAUGAUGUCAAGUCAAUUAAAAACCAAUUAAAAGAUAGAAUUAGAUACAUUAGAAUUGAUGAUAAUGGUCCAAAGUUAGGACCAGUAUCAAAAGAGAAUCCGUUGACGGAACCAUAUUUUACAAGAUUUAAGGCAACAGAUGGAAAGCAAUGGGCAUUGGCAAAUAAUGGUUGGAUUUGGGGAGGAAACCCAUUACAAGAUUUUGCUUCAAGCGAAUCUAAGGCUUACUUGAGAAGAGAAGUUGUGAUUUGGGGUGAUUGUGUUAAGUUGAGGUUUGGAAGUAAAGAAGAAGACUCACCGCAUUUAUGGAAGCGUAUGAUCCAGUACACAAAAGAAUGCGCAUCUGUAUUUGAUGGGUUUAGGAUUGAUAAUUGCCACUCCACACCAUUGCAUGUGGGUGAAAAGUUAUUAGAUGUGGCUAGAAGUGUUAAUCCGGAUCUAUACGUUGUAGCUGAAUUAUUUAGUGGAUCUGAAGAGAUGGAUAAAGUCUUUGUAGAAAGACUAGGUAUCAACAGUCUUAUCAGAGAAGCUAUGCAAGCAUGGAGUGUUUCUGAAUUAUCGACAUUGGUACACAAACACGGGGGGCGUCCAAUUGGAUCCUUGACUUGGUUACCGUUAGACGAAUUCGCUUAUCCAGCAUCUUCAGAGCCAGAGAAAGAUAAAUAUGGUGAUUCAUAUUCUGAAUUAGAAAUUCCAAAGGCUUUAACUUCGCUGGCUCCACAUGCUCUUUUCAUGGACUGCACUCAUGACAAUGAAAUGCCCGCUCAAAAGAGAACUGUUGAGGACACAUUACCAACUGCUGCAUUAGUUGCAUUCUGCUCUUCGGCAAUUGGGUCUGUUUUUGGUUUUGAUGAAUGUUAUCCAGAAUUGCUCAAUGUUGUUUCUGAGAAACGUACUUAUACAUAUGGAGAAAACGGUAUCGGUAGUAUAAAGCAAAAAUUACAUGCAAUUAGAAGGUCACUCGCUACCGAAAGUGAGGAUAUCCUGAGAGAUCAUGAAAUGUAUAUUCACCAUGAAGGUCAAUAUAUUACUAUUCAAAGACAUAACUCCAGAACAGGUAAGGGUUGGUUUUUAAUAGCAAGAACAAAGUUUCAUGAUAACUCCGACCACCAGAUUUUGUCGCCUUCAAUAUUAGGAGGAACAAAGGUAAAGAAUGAGUUUGCAUAUACUCUAAAAAAGAUUAAUGAUUAUCAAGAAGACGAGGAAAAAUUGACCGGUAUACCUGUUGCAUUAGAAGAGGUUCCAGCACCAAAAAUAGAAUACAACGAUGGGGAUUCUACGAUUCAUGUAAAUGAAAGUUUUAUUCCGGGAUCUAUCGCUGUAUUUUCAACUGAAAUCCCAAAGGUAGAUGUUUCGUUAGAUACUUUCGUGAGAGAAGGAGCCGUGGAAGCUUCAUUAGAUCUUGACUUAUACGACUUGAAUGCUUUAAUGUAUCGCGCAGAACCAGAAGAGCGGGAUGCGAGCGAUGGAAGUGAUGGCGUCUAUAGCAUUCCUAAACAUGGCAGCUUAAUCUAUUCCGGUUUCGAAGGUUGGAUUUCCGUAUUAAAGAACGUUAUAUGGCAAAAUGAUCUUGCCCAUCCACUUUGUGAUCACCUUAGAGAAGGCAAAUGGCCACUCGACUAUGUUGUCAAUAGAUUGAAUAAAUAUUCAAAAGACUCUAAAUCGUUGCAAAAAUUUCAAAAUUGGUUAUCUAGCAGAAUUGACGCUAUCAGAAUUGUUCCUUAUUUCUUAAGACCACACUAUUUUGCCUUAAUCAUCGGUGUUGCCUAUGAAGCGUGCAGAUUUAGAAUUUUGAGAUUAUUCCCCAAGGAAAUUCAAGAUGGUACGAACUUUGUACAGAGUUUGGCAUUAACUUCAGUACAGAUGGUAGCGAAAAUGAAAAAGACUUCUUUGAAGAGUAAAGAACAAGUUCCUUGUAUAGCUGCCGGAUUACCACAUUUCAGUAACGAUUACAUGAGGUGUUGGGGUAGAGAUGUAUUUAUUUCAUUCAGAGGAUUACUAUUAGUCCCUGGUAGAUAUGAAGAUGCGAAGCAGCAUAUAUUAGGAUUUGCCCAGACUUUGAAACAUGGCUUAAUUCCAAAUCUUUUAGACGCAGGAAGAAAUCCACGUUACAAUGCUAGAGAUGCAGCUUGGUUUUUUAUCCAGGCAAUCCAAGAUUAUGUAACUCAUGUCCCUAAUGGAACUAGUAUCUUAGACGAAAAAGUUGCAAGAAGGUUUCCAUUAGAUGAUACGUAUAUUCCUUAUGAUGACGAAAAAGCUUUUAGUUAUGAAACCUCAAUUAGAGAUAUUAUAUUCGAAAUCUUACAACGUCAUGCAAAAGGCAUCAAAUACCGUGAAGCGAAUGCUGGACCAAACUUAGAUUCUCAAAUGUCAGAUGAAGGGUUUAAUGUUGAGGUGCACAUUGAUUGGAAAACAGGACUAGUUCAUGGUGGUUCUCAAUCGAAUUGUGGUACAUGGAUGGACAAAAUGGGUGAAAGCGAAAAGGCAGGUUCUAAGGGUGUUCCAGGGACCCCAAGGGAUGGAGCCGCGGUUGAACUUCAAGGAUUAUUAAAGAGUGCUCUCAGGUUCGUUAAUACCUUGCAUAAGGAGAACUUAUUCGAGUAUACUGAGGUCGAACGUGAAGAUGAAACCACAAUUUCGUUAGAGGACUGGGAAGAGCUUCUUAUGAAUAAUUUUGAAAAGUGCUUCUAUGUUCCUGAAGAUCCAAGUGACGACAGCGAAUACGAGAUCGAUUCGCUGGUAGUUAAUAGAAGGGGUAUAUACAAAGAUUUAUACAAGAGUGGUAAGCCUUAUGAAGAUUAUCAAUUGAGGGCAAACUUUCCAAUUGCAAUGGUUGUUGCACCUGAAUUAUUCACUCCUUCAAAGGCAUUGCAUGCUAUUUGUGUUGCUGACAAGGUCAUUAGAGGCCCCGUUGGUAUGAGAACUUUAGACCCAUCUGACUGGAACUACAGACCUAACUAUAAUAACGGUGAGGAUAGCGAGGACUUCGCCACUUCCAAGGGAAGAAAUUACCAUCAAGGCCCCGAGUGGGUUUGGUGUAUGGGUUACUUCUUGCGUGCAUUCCUAUUAUUUCAUUAUGUGAAUUCGAAUGAGUACAAGGAAGGAAAGGAUCCUUCAAUAGGUAUUUUAACUGCUCUCAAUGAGAGACUCCAAGGUCAUAUGAAAUGGAUCAGAGAGAGCGAAUGGUCUGGGUUAACUGAAUUAACCAAUAAAGACGGCGCACUUUGUCCAGAUUCCAGUCCUACCCAGGCUUGGAGUUCAUCGUGUCUUUUGGAUCUUUACUUUGACUUGUGGAACGACCAAGAAUAUCCUUGA
Molecule: messenger RNA, 4557 nt
Organism: Debaryomyces fabryi
Lineage: Eukaryota; Fungi; Ascomycota; Pichiomycetes; Serinales; Debaryomycetaceae
Gene: GDB1
Product: bifunctional 4-alpha-glucanotransferase/amylo-alpha-1,6-glucosidase
Exons: 1
Coding region: 1-4557 (1518 amino acids)
Biological process (GO): glycogen biosynthetic process; glycogen catabolic process
Molecular function (GO): 4-alpha-glucanotransferase activity; amylo-alpha-1,6-glucosidase activity
Source: RefSeq, a predicted model, not a curated record